This is a messenger RNA of Mytilus trossulus (common blue mussel), 1354 nucleotides long. Its product is annotated as ferric-chelate reductase 1-like. The transcript is spliced from 4 exons. Lineage: Eukaryota; Metazoa; Mollusca; Bivalvia; Mytilida; Mytilidae. The record is from RefSeq and is a predicted model, not a curated record. Gene Ontology annotation, cellular component: membrane. Bases 137 to 1051 code for a protein of 304 amino acids.
UUAUUUUAUCACCGGACCGUGCAUUUGCCGUUUUCCUUGUCAUUCCAUCUAUAGUUGUACUGCCCCGAAGCAAACACCUUCAAAUACUUGUGUCUUCAUCAGUUUCUGCCAUAAUAAUCUUGAAUAGCUUACAAACAUGUACUUCGAAGCUUGGAUAUUAUUAUUAAGUUUCAUUCACGUGAUUCUUGGAUAUCCAGAUGGGGCACCUGAACGUGCUUGCUUUUACAUGACACCAAGACAUACACAUCCACAUACAGGCCAACCGUGUUUAAAACAAAUGGGGCCAGCCCCAUAUAGAAUAACUGUUUCUAAUACAACUUUUACUGCUGGAAAUCCCAUACACGUAACAAUAACUGGUGCACCUUUUAAAGGAUUUUUCAUAAUAGCAGCUGAAGAAGGUUCAAAAGAUUGGCCAAGCGGUACAUUUAGUUCCCAAGAUCCCCUUAAAGGUAGAACAGUGUGGUGUUCUGUACGAAAUGACGCAGCCACACAUUCAAACGACAGAUGGAAGGAUGCCGUUACGUUACAGUGGUGGGGACCUAGCUUUAGUCCAGCAGAUAUGAUUAGAUUUGUAGCUACAGUUGUUACAAACAGAACAACAUACUGGACAGACAUAUUAGGACCAGUGAUGACCCAAGGUCAAGCUGCAGAGGGAGCAGUCGUAGAAGGAGCUGGAGGUUUAUUCUCAGGAACAGGAAGAGAUGCAUGGGGAUAUCCAACAACUGCAUCAUGGAUGAACAACAACAACAAUAGAGGAGGUGGUGGAGUGGGAGGCAUGGGAGGAGCAGGAGGAGGAAGAGGUUUUUCACCUAAUGUCGGAGGAUUUAACAACAAUAACGGGUUUAACAGUUUUGCCCGUGGAGCAGGAGGUGAGGGUCCAACUAAACCAACACCGACAGAGGGCGGGUCAAUAUGGAAUGAACAACCACGUGGUCGGGGAAAUUCGUUUCAAGGCCGUGGUGGAGGUAAUGCAGGUAAUGCAGGUAGAGGAGGAUCUACGAAUACUGCAUUCCUUCAAAUGGUGAAAUCCUUAUUCGGAAUGAAGAAAUGAUUGAAACGUUUGUGAAACAAAUAAACACAAUUUAAAUAUAAAUCGAAAAAUAUUUGUCCACAUAUUUCCGAAAAGGAUAUUCGGACAUACUUUUAUAUGAGCCUAGGUACAUGUAUGCUGCGGUUUACUGAAAGGCGUCUUUUUCUCAUUAAAGAUGCUGCAUGAAGUCCCUCUAUCAUUUUAAAUGUUAUGUAUCUCCAUGUCAGGAGGUCAUCUGAUAUAGCAGCUUUGAUUAAAGUUUGACAAGAGAGUGGUCAUAAAUAUUCGCGAUUAUUUUUUCCUAUUAAAAUUAUAUAAAAUGUU